AUGGUAGCUGGUGGUGAUGUCCCUGGCACAGAAUCCAUAGGACACCUCUACUGGAAAAAGCCCUGGAUUUGCACUCACAUCCAGGAGCCUGUUUGUUUGAUUGGCCAUCGGAUAAUCCUUAGGGAAGUGGGCUGCAGCGUACAGAACUUCACCAAUUGUAAAAGCUUGUUGACUGCAGCUGCAGAUGCUAUGGAGGCACAUUCCUGGCUUCAUGACAAGCUCCACAUUCUCCACAGGGAUAUAUCACCUGGAAAUAUACUUAUGGAACUUGAAGAUGAAACAAAGGGCAUUCAUGUUCGUAGGGGGUUGCUUAUCGAUUAUGACCAUGCACUGGACCUUGACCGAGUUGUUGACGACGUUCUGGUACCCCUCAAUUCUUCUCUAUACGCCUGCUUCGUGAUGAACUCAGUGUUCAGGACAGGGGAGAUGAUCAAGAAUCCUGUUUCUACAGUCUUGUCUACCUCGGCUUGCUUCACCUUCGCCACAAAUUGA
This is a messenger RNA of Marasmius oreades (fairy-ring Marasmius), 492 nucleotides long. RefSeq lists its product as uncharacterized. Gene Ontology annotation, molecular function: protein kinase activity; ATP binding. The coding region runs from base 1 to 492 and encodes 163 amino acids. NCBI's taxonomy places the organism in Eukaryota, Fungi, Basidiomycota, Agaricomycetes, Agaricales, Marasmiaceae. Gene Ontology annotation, biological process: protein phosphorylation. The record is from RefSeq and is a predicted model, not a curated record. The transcript has 3 exons.